Lolium rigidum is the source of this 962-nucleotide messenger RNA. Its product is annotated as probable ribose-5-phosphate isomerase 3, chloroplastic. The transcript has 2 exons. Bases 16 to 834 code for a protein of 272 amino acids. Gene Ontology annotation, biological process: pentose-phosphate shunt, non-oxidative branch. Gene Ontology annotation, molecular function: ribose-5-phosphate isomerase activity. The record is from RefSeq and is a predicted model, not a curated record. NCBI's taxonomy places the organism in Eukaryota, Viridiplantae, Streptophyta, Magnoliopsida, Poales, Poaceae.
CCGCUCCUACGCAGCAUGGCCGCCGCUGCCACCGCCGUCCGAUUCCACGCGACAGCCGCGCGGCGAGCCGCCCCGCGCCGGGUGGCGCGCUUCGCCGUGCGCGCGGAUGCCGCGCAGACGGCGACGGCGUUGACGCAGGACGACCUUAAGCGGCUCGCGGCGGUGCGCGCUGUCGAGCAGGUGGAGAGCGGGAUGGUGCUCGGGCUCGGGACGGGGUCCACGGCCGCCUUCGCCGUCGCCGAGAUCGGCGCGCUCCUCGCCAACGGCAAGCUCUCCAAAAUCGUUGGCGUGCCCACAUCCAAGCGCACCUACGAGCAGGCCCUAUCGCUCGGGAUCCCUCUCUCCACGCUCGACGACCACCCCGUCAUCGACCUCGCCAUCGACGGCGCCGACGAGGUUGACCCUGACCUUAACCUUGUGAAAGGACGGGGUGGAGCCCUUCUCCGGGAGAAGAUGGUUGAGGCUGCAUCCGGCAAGUUCGUUGUCGUUGUCGACGAGACGAAACUGGUUACUGGCCUAGGAGGGAGCGGUCUAGCCAUGCCAGUGGAGGUUGUGCAGUUCUGCUGGAAGUACAAUCUAGUGAGAUUGCAGGGUCUCUUCAACGAAGAGGGAGUCGAGGCGAAGCUGAGAUUGAACGAGGAUGGCAAGCCCUAUGUCACUGACAACUCGAACUACAUUGUUGAUCUAUACUUCAAGACGCCAAUCAAGGAUGCGUUGGGUGCGGGCAAGGAGAUCGCUGCUCUGGAAGGAGUUGUUGAGCAUGGCUUGUUCUUGAACAUGGCAAGCUCGGUCAUCAUUGCUGGAUCAGAUGGUGUCAGUGUCAAAACAAAGUGAGUUUUUUUAGGGGGGCUCAGCUGUUGUUGCUGUGUUGAAUUUAUGAUUUUUCAAUGACAAGCUAUCUGUGUAAAGGAGGAAACUAUAUACUUCAAUAAUAUAUAUUUUCACACCUUUGUUGCUUCUCA